Molecule: messenger RNA, 610 nt
Organism: Aspergillus brunneoviolaceus CBS 621.78
Lineage: Eukaryota; Fungi; Ascomycota; Eurotiomycetes; Eurotiales; Aspergillaceae
Exons: 2
Coding region: 1-417 (138 amino acids)
Source: RefSeq, a predicted model, not a curated record
AUGGACCAUCAAUCCGAAGCCAUUCCCGAAGGCUGGACCAAUGACCCACACCACCUCGAGCUCUAUUUCGACCACAACAGCUUGGAAGCCUACCGGUCCCGAUGCUUCGGCAUCGUGGACGCUAAGGUUGUUCUGUUAGGUACCAAGGAUAUGGACUAUAUCAUUACCUCAGGCGGGCGUUACUACUGGGGAGAUUUCAUGCUUGAAGAUCAUUUGUCUGAAAUCACCAGGCCUACCACCUUCGCGGGAAUUCUGAAUGCACUCGCAACCAAGGGCUUCAGCGGAAUGCGCUUGAAGGCACUCAAGAUGCUCAAAAUCGACGAAAAACCUCCCAACAAGGUGCCACCAGAGCACGAAGCAAACCGGGUCCUAUUUGUCCCCGCGGAGGUUGUUCCAGAAUCAAGUCGCACAACCUAAGUACCCUCCCUGGCUACGCCAAUCACAACUCACAGUGAGUCGAAAUCAUUGCUCCAAAUUCAACGAAAAUGGUUGAUGAAUUAUUCUGUCGGUUUCAACCAAUCACUCGCGAUUCUGGGGCUCUCUUCCAUGUCCUAUGGUGUGUAGACAGCACGUGAAAGUCUUGGUGAGUUGUAGUCUGGAUGGCCAGGAA